This is a messenger RNA of Setaria italica (foxtail millet), 3030 nucleotides long. RefSeq names its product phospholipase D alpha 2. Gene Ontology annotation, cellular component: plasma membrane. The coding region runs from base 168 to 2624 and encodes 818 amino acids. NCBI's taxonomy places the organism in Eukaryota, Viridiplantae, Streptophyta, Magnoliopsida, Poales, Poaceae. The transcript has 3 exons. The record is from RefSeq and is a predicted model, not a curated record. Gene Ontology annotation, molecular function: calcium ion binding; D-type glycerophospholipase activity. Gene Ontology annotation, biological process: phosphatidylcholine metabolic process; phospholipid catabolic process.
CGCCUCCUCACAUCAGUGAUAUUUUUUGGACCAGAGCUGGUAGGUCGCUGUCUGUCUGUCACCUAUUGGCGCACCGUGUCCUCCGUCCCGGAACCUGGAAGGCGAAGAAGUUCACAAGCGAGCUUGAGGAGUGAGGAGGAGGAGGAGGACGCGGAGGUGCAGCAGCCAUGGCGCACCUGCUGCUGCACGGCACCCUCGACGCCACCAUCCUCGAGGCCGACCACCUCACCAACCCCACCCGCGCCACCGGCGGCGCCCCCGGGAUCUUCCGCAAGUUCGUGGAGGGGUUCGAGGACUCUCUGGGGCUCGGGCAGGGGGCGACGCGGCUGUACGCGACGGUGGACAUCGGCCGGGCGCGCGUGGGCCGGACGCGGGUCAUCGCCGGGGACCCCGUGAACCCGCGCUGGUACGAGGCGUUCCACAUCUACUGCGCCCACUUCGCCUCCGACGUCGUCUUCUCCGUCAAGGCUGCGCAGCCCAUCGGCGCCACGCUCAUCGGCCGCGCCUACCUCCCCGUCCGGGACCUCCUCGGGGGGCACGAGAUCGACCGCUGGCUCGAUGUCCUCGACGCCGCCAGGAAGCGGCUCCCGCACGGGCCCAAGAUACGGGUGCGCCUCCGGUUCCAGGACGUGGCCGCCGACCCGCGCGGGUGGGGCCGGGGCGUCGGCGGCGCGCGGUGCCCCGGCGUGCCAUACACCUUCUUCUCGCAGCGGCCCGGGUGCAGGGUCACGCUGUACCAGGACGCGCACGUCCCCGACGCGUUCGCGCCCCGGAUCCCGCUCGCCGGCGGCCGCCUCUACCAGCAGGGCCGGUGCUGGGAGGACGUGUUCGACGCCAUCAGCAACGCGCGCCACCUCAUCUACAUCACGGGCUGGUCGGUGUACACAGAGAUCACGCUGCUGCGGGACGGCGCGCGCCCGCACCGCCCCGGUGGGGACGCCACCCUCGGCGAGCUCCUCAAGCGCAAGGCCUCCGAGGGCGUGCGUGUGCUCAUGCUGGUGUGGGACGACCGCACCUCCGUCGAGUCCCUCGGCAUGACGUGGGGGUUCAUGAGCACGCACGACGCCGAGACGGCCGAGUACUUCCGCGGCACCGACGUGCGCUGCGUCCUCUGCCCCCGCAACCCCGACGUCGGCAGCAGCGCCGUCAAGGGCGCGCAGAUCGCCUACAUGAUCACCCACCACCAGAAGACCGUCGUCGUCGACCACGAGAUGCCGGUGAGGCGCAGCGACCGCCGCCGCAUCGUCAGCUUCGUCGGCGGCCUCGACCUCUGCGACGGCCGCUACGACACGCAGUUCCACUCCCUGUUCCGGACUCUGGACACGGCGCACCACAAGGAUUUCCACCAGCCCAACCUCGCGGGCGCGUCCAUUGACAAUGGCGGGCCCAGGGAGCCAUGGCAUGACAUCCAUUCCAAGAUCGAAGGCCCUGCCGCGUGGGACGUGCUCUACAACUUUGAGCAGCGGUGGAGGAAGCAAGGAGGUGGCAAUGAUCUCCUCGUCGACCUCAACGCUAUGGCAGACCUGAUCAUACCGCCAUCACCAGUGAUGUACCCGGACGACCAGGAGACAUGGAACGUGCAGCUCUUCCGUUCCAUUGACGGUGGGGCGUGCUUUGGCUUCCCUAGCACCCCCGAGGCGGCAGCCCAAUCUGGCCUUGUCAGUGGCAAGAACAAUGUUCUUGACAGGAGCAUCCAGGACGCCUACAUCCACGCCAUACGCCGUGCCAAGCACUUCAUCUACAUCGAGAACCAGUACUUCCUCGGCAGUUCAUUCGGGUGGAAAGCCGACGGCAUAAGGCCAGAGGAGAUUGAAGCACUGCAUCUGAUCCCCAAAGAGCUUUCGCUGAAGAUUGUGAGCAAGAUUGAAGCUGGUGAGCAUUUUGCGGUAUAUGUGGUGCUGCCAAUGUGGCCAGAAGGCCCUCCUGCUGGUGGAUCUGUGCAGGCAAUACUGGACUGGCAGAGGAGGACGAUGGAGAUGAUGUACUAUGACAUUUCUAUUGCACUUGAGGCGAAGAGGAUCGAUGCAAACCCAAGGGAUUACCUUACAUUCUUCUGCUUGGGGAACAGGGAGGUGAAAAUGAGUGGCGAGUAUGAACCUGCAGGUCGUCCAUUGGAUGGGUCAGACUAUGCUAGGGCGCAGAAUGCACGGCGCUUCAUGAUCUAUGUUCACUCCAAGAUGAUGAUAGUCGACGACGAAUACAUCAUUGUUGGAUCAGCUAACAUCAACCAGCGCUCAAUGGAUGGGGGCAGGGACUCUGAGAUCGCCAUGGGCGCAUUCCAGCCAUGCCACCUGAACACCAAAGGCCAGGUCGCCCGAGGGCAGGUCCACGGCUUCCGGAUGUCGCUGUGGUACGAGCACCUUGGCAUGCUGCACGACGACUUCCUGAACCCGGGCAACCUGGAGUGCGUUCAGAGGGUGAACAAGAUGGCUGACAAGUACUGGGACCUCUACGCCAGCGACUACCUCGACGCCGACCUCCCUGGGCACCUGCUCAGGUACCCGAUCAACGUCACAAAGGAAGGCACGGUGACAGAGCUCCCUGGAGCCAAAUACUUCCCCGACACGCAGGCGACGGUGCUUGGGAUGAAAUCUAAUAAGCUGCCUCCUAUUCUUACCACAUAGAGAAGUAAUUUUGUUUCUUCUGGUGAGGUGCAAGUUUGCCAUCUUCUGAAUUGUUCACUGCUGCCUUCUGGGCAUAGUUCCAGCAGUGCGAGCUACUCGGAUUCUGUUGCCUUUGAGAUUAGUUUAUAGGCUGAAUUGACUGUUUAGCUCAUCAGAAGUCUGAACAUUUCCGGUCCUCGCAUGAUGCAUUCUAGAUUGCUGAAGUUCUGAAGGAUUAGGAAUGCAACUUGAGUUGGCUGACGCAUUAGCUGCAGUGAUUUCAGACUUGGUUGGCUAGCUUUUGAAAUUUGACCUCAUUCUGGUCCUUCUGGACAUGUUUCGGAAGGUCUUGUCAGUUGCGCACCGGUCAUCAUUGCAAUCGUGCAUGAACCGGGCAGUUUGACCAAGACAUGGUUGUUUAGCACUC